Sparassis crispa is the source of this 393-nucleotide messenger RNA. RefSeq lists its product as hypothetical. NCBI's taxonomy places the organism in Eukaryota, Fungi, Basidiomycota, Agaricomycetes, Polyporales, Sparassidaceae. The coding region runs from base 1 to 393 and encodes 130 amino acids. The transcript has 4 exons. The record is from RefSeq and is a predicted model, not a curated record.
AUGACUCGAAAAAUACAGAAAUUGUCCUCCUCUCGCCUGUUAUCAGACGCAUCCAUGCAAGAGCACUCGAGUACGGGGAUUGCAUUGAUGAAGAACUUCAAAAUGGCGGCCAAAACUUCAUGUCUAGGCCUACAGAUCUGUUGUGUACAAGGAUCGUGGGCACAUUAUGGGGGGCUGUUCUUUAAAAUUACACAUGCCGAUCUUCAAAAUCUCGAUGCGGCUGCCUCAUUGGGUCUGGAUCACUACACGGCGGCCGUCAGACAAUCUGCGGGGAUAAAGGUAUACUGUGAAGAUAAAUUCGGGGCUUUAGUCUUUCUUGCCUUCUGCUUACUUGUUGGUGUACUCAUUCGCGGUGGGGGCAAGAGCAAAUAUACACAGGAUUAUCAACUUUGA